AUGUGCGUGGAGGGCAAAGCCUUCGAGAUGGAGUGCUCCAUGGGCCUGGCCUUCAACCCUGAGUCCGGCCGUUGCGACUGGCCCGACCUCGUGCCCUCCUGCGACGCUGACGCGUUCCUCGGGUUCAAGUGCCCACCGGCUACUUACGACGAGUUUGGAAAGGCUUAUGUGGUGAACUUCGGCAUAGCCGGCAGCUGCCACUAUUUCUUCUCGUGCAUGGAGAAUGUGGCGCGACUAUUGGUGUGUGACCGGGGCUUCGCCUUCGACGACUCCGUCGGCCGCUGCGUCGACGCCACCCGCGUCCAGUGCCAGGAGGGAAAC
Messenger RNA from Iphiclides podalirius (scarce swallowtail), 321 nucleotides. The record is from the annotation of a GenBank genome assembly. Lineage: Eukaryota; Metazoa; Arthropoda; Insecta; Lepidoptera; Papilionidae.